AAGCCUAUUAUCAAGAAGACAACGCAGUAAAUAACUUCAAAUUAUUGAAUAAUCUUAAUGAAGAAAAUCACAAAGAAGAGUCAACUGUUGACAAAAUUAUUAAAGAUCUCAAUCAUUCGACCAAGAAUAAUGAAGCUUUUAGUUCAUUAUUUAUAAGCAAUAAUGAUUUUGAGGUAUUAAACAAAAUCAUAACUAAAAUUAAUCAGUACAGAAAUCAAAAGAAUGCUCAAAUUGCAAAACUCGAAGCUGAUUAUUAUUUAGGUGAACUGAGAAAUAAGAAUAAAGUCGAUAAAAAGUUUCUAAACGAAAUUAGAAAAAAACUUACGAGAGGACUUGGAAAAGACAAAUUAGCCAAAAGAUGGAAGUCAA
This is a messenger RNA of Ambispora leptoticha, 369 nucleotides long. The record is from the annotation of a GenBank genome assembly. Lineage: Eukaryota; Fungi; Glomeromycota; Glomeromycetes; Archaeosporales; Ambisporaceae.